Molecule: messenger RNA, 1090 nt
Organism: Fukomys damarensis (Damara mole-rat)
Lineage: Eukaryota; Metazoa; Chordata; Mammalia; Rodentia; Bathyergidae
Gene: Ap3s1
Product: adaptor related protein complex 3 subunit sigma 1
Exons: 7
Coding region: 1-690 (229 amino acids)
Biological process (GO): Golgi to vacuole transport; intracellular protein transport
Cellular component (GO): AP-3 adaptor complex; intracellular membrane-bounded organelle; membrane coat
Source: RefSeq, a predicted model, not a curated record
AUGGUUGAAAAAGGGUUACAGACUUACAUGCUUAUCCGAGGGCAGAAUUCGCCACCAGGUAAAAUACGAAAUUGGGCUCUCAAUGUGGGAGGAAGAAUACCCUUUACCUCCACUCAGCAGGUACCAGUGAAGUUAAUGUUGGAAAAGGCAGUUCUGGUAGCAGGGGGAACUCUGCUGAGUGAAGAUACACAACAACAAAUCAUCAGGGAGACUUUCCAUUUGGUAUCUAAGAGAGAUGAAAAUGUUUGUAAUUUCCUAGAAGGAGGAUUAUUAAUUGGAGGAUCUGACAACAAACUGAUUUAUAGACAUUAUGCAACACUAUAUUUUGUCUUCUGUGUGGAUUCUUCAGAAAGUGAACUUGGCAUUUUAGAUUUAAUUCAAGUGUUCGUGGAAACAUUAGACAAAUGUUUUGAAAAUGUCUGUGAACUGGAUUUAAUUUUCCAUGUAGACAAGGUUCACAAUAUUCUUGCAGAAAUGGUGAUGGGGGGGAUGGUAUUGGAGACCAACAUGAAUGAAAUUGUUACACAAAUUGAUGCACAAAAUAAACUUGAGAAAUCUGAGGCUGGCUUAGCAGGAGCUCCAGCCCGUGCUGUAUCAGCUGUAAAGAAUAUGAAUCUUCCCGAGAUCCCAAGAAAUAUUAACAUUGGUGACAUCAGUAUAAAAGUGCCAAACCUGCCCUCUUUUAAAUAAAAUAUUAAACAGGCCACUCCCAGGUAAAAUCCAGGGGGGAAAAUCCUCUAAGUUUACCAUACAGUUGUUUACCAAAAAUAGGGGAGGAGAGUCUUAACUUUUGCUCUUGGAUUUAAGUCAAGGUACUGUAUAGAAGUUGUGUUAAAUCAGUAUGUAAGUUCAGUGUUGAUUUUCUUGCUCAGUGAUUUUAAAGACAUUGUGUAGUUCCAGUGUGAUUUGUUUUUUUCCUUUUCUAAAUUGCAUUCCUGUGCCCACCUAAGGCAUGCCUCUGUGUAUUGGCUAUUACAGUAUUUUAAAAGUGAGGUAUUUUCUUUAAUUAUGUAAAACCCAAAAUGUUGGUGUUGUAUGUAUCACAAGUACAGUAAUCCUUAAUUCUUUCUGCUAUUUGUCACAAUUAUUU